CUCAAUAUCACACCUUUGUUUUGAUUGACAUUUCACCUCACAUCUAUACUUGACUAAUUUGCUUUUACGACUUUUUAUUGGCUUUUUAUCCCCCUUCCCCCCUCUGUUAAUAUAUUUAUUUAUGGAAUGAAACUGUCACGUGUAACUUAAAAGCUCGAUUUUUAAAAAAAAGCACCUCUUACUAGUUCGCUGUCAGGACAGAAGUUAUUAUAAGUUAAAUUCUUGCGUGUGCUGGAUUAUAUCACCUGACAUGUCAGAAGAAGAGAAUUUCAUAUAUGGAACUUUCCCUGAGAACUUCAAGUGGUGUACAGCCACCUCAGCUUUCCAGAUUGAAGGAGGUACCACUGAAGAUGGUCGAGGCCGUAGCAUCUGGGAUACAUUCUGCCAGAUUUCAGGAAACAUUAUUGACAAUUCAACAGCAGACAUCUCAUGUGACAGCUACCACAGAUAUAUGGAGGAUGUUUCACUUCUGAAGAACCUUGGUGUGAAGUUUUAUCGAUUCUCAAUAAGUUGGUCUCGUGUCAUACCUGAACCGACAAAGGGUGUAAAGGUGAAUGAAGCUGGUAUCCGCUACUACAACAACCUCAUAAACAGCCUGAUAGCUGUUGGAAUUAGCCCUAUAGUGACGCUUUACCAUUUUGACCUUCCUCAAGACAUACAAGAUGAGGGCGGUUUCUUAAAUGAAGACUUGCUCGUCAAAUGCUUCAAGGAAUAUGCUGAUGUUUGCUUCCAAAACUUUGGGGACCGAGUAAAAUAUUGGGCUACUUUCAAUGAACCAAGGCAGAUAUGUACUCUUGGAUAUGGUUUGGGGUUGAUGGCACCUGCUGUACACAGUCCCAAAACUGGGAUCUAUCAAGCAGCCCAUUCCUUACUGAAAGCCCAUGCCACAGUUUGGCAUUUGUAUAAUGACAAUUACAGAAUCCACCAGAAUGGGAAGGUUUUCAUAGUUCUCUGUUCAGAAUAUGUUAUGGCUAAAGACCCAGGGAAUGAUUCCGAUGUCGAAGCUGCAGACCUGGCAAUGCAAUUUAAACUGGGAUGGUUUGCACAUCCCAUCUACAUCAAUGGUGAUUAUCCUUCAGCUAUGAAAAACAAGGUUCUUCUUCUCAGCCAGCAAGAAGGAUUAAAGAAUUCUCGACUCCCAGAGUUUUCUGAAGAAGAUAAGAAAUUUCUCAAAGGUACGUCAGAUAUAUUUGGUAUGAACGUCUAUACAGCUAGACUGGCAGAAUAUCAACAGAGAGAUAAUCCUCCUUUGCAACCAUCUUUAGAUUUGGAUGAAAUUGUUAAACUUUCAGUUGAUCCUAAAUGGACUGAUUGUGGCUCAAUUUGGUUAUACAUCAUCCCUUCAUGCAUACGGAAAAUUCUUAAUUGGAUUAAAAGGGAAUACAAUUCUCCUGAGGUAUUAUUGACGGAAACAGGUUUCAUGGAUAAAACAGGCAGCUUAGAUGAUGAACACCGUGUGAACUCUUUCAAACUUUACAUCAAUGAAGUGCUGAAAGCUGUGACCCUGGAUGAAUGCAAUGUAAUUGGCUUUACUGCUUGGUCACUUUUGGACAAUUUUGAAUGGAAUUUUGGAUAUUCAGAGAAAUUUGGCUUGGUCAACGUUGACUUCAGUGACAAGAACAGAACACGCAAACCAAAGAAAUCUUAUCAUUACUAUGCUGAAAUAAUAAAAAACAAUGGAUUUUUAAAACCCCCAAAGUAGUCUGCACUAUACCUUAUAGAAUUUCUAAGUUGGUGCAAUGAACAUGGGAUUUUUGGUGGGGAACAGAGCGUCAUAUUUCAAAUAAGCAGAAAUGAAAAAUUAAUAAUUAAACUGGCAAAAAUUAAAAUUACCAUUUUUUUUUUUUUUUUUAAGGACAAAGAUUUGGCAGAAAUAGUAGAAUACUGGUUUCAAAUCCUGCCUGGGACAUCUUUGUCUUUCAUCUUUUUGGAAGGAGGUUGAUAGAAUAAAUACUAACUGUUUUUGUUGUUCAAGUGAAACAUGAUCAAGCAAACCUACGUGAUCAAAGGCAUUUCAAGCAUGACUGUCUUGUAAUUUUGGAGAUAUUUAGCUCUACAUUAUCCAAUUUGUUCCUCUCUUUAAAAUAAAGAAUAAAUCAGGAGAGAAAAACACAAUAGGUGUGAUUUAAGGAAGACUUUGCAGCUAUUUCUGGCAGAUUGGAUAAUCACCUAGAGCUGUAGUUCUCAAACAAUUCUUUUUAUCUGCAGCUGACUUAAAAACAAACAAAAACAGUUUGGUUCAUUCUGUGCAUAAAUUUAAAGAUAAAUGUGUUAGAUAUACUUUAAAUGUAAAUAAUUGAGACUAAAGCAAAUUAUAAAGUUCUUUAUCCAGUAAAUAAAGCCUAAUUGUCAAAACUU
Molecule: messenger RNA, 2358 nt
Organism: Octopus sinensis (East Asian common octopus)
Lineage: Eukaryota; Metazoa; Mollusca; Cephalopoda; Octopoda; Octopodidae
Product: cytosolic beta-glucosidase
Exons: 9
Coding region: 251-1702 (483 amino acids)
Biological process (GO): carbohydrate metabolic process
Molecular function (GO): beta-glucosidase activity
Source: RefSeq, a predicted model, not a curated record